Messenger RNA from Onychostoma macrolepis, 3027 nucleotides. It is a transcript of the gene bcap31, whose product is annotated as B cell receptor associated protein 31. Bases 16 to 894 code for a protein of 292 amino acids. NCBI's taxonomy places the organism in Eukaryota, Metazoa, Chordata, Actinopteri, Cypriniformes, Cyprinidae. Gene Ontology annotation, cellular component: endoplasmic reticulum; endoplasmic reticulum membrane. The transcript has 8 exons. Gene Ontology annotation, biological process: endoplasmic reticulum to Golgi vesicle-mediated transport; intracellular protein transport. The record is from RefSeq and is a predicted model, not a curated record.
GGAAGUUGUCAUAGAAUGAGUUGGCACACAUACCGGAAGCAGAUUAAUGUGAAGUGUGAUCAGGGUGCAGCAGAAGUUUUGACACAUUCUUGCAGGCCUUUCUGUGAAUAUAUCUGCUUUUACUUCAAAUUCUACUCACAGGGAGCCGUCAUGAGUCUUCAAUGGACGGCUGUGGCUACGUUUCUGUACGCCGAGGUGUUUGCUGUACUACUGCUAUGUGUCCCUUUCAUCUCCCCAAAACGAUGGAGCAAAUUUUUCAAGUCUAGGCUGGUCUCUGUCAUCACAACGUAUGGAAACACUGCCUUCAUCGUCAUCAUUUGUAUUCUUGUCUUUCUGCUCAUAGAUGCAUUUAGAGAAGUGAGAAAAUACAGUGUGUCAGAGAAAGUGGAUCUGAGCAACAACCCCGUGGCCAUUGAGCACAUCCACAUGAAGCUCUUCAGAGCCCAGAGGAACGAAUACAUCGCCGGAUUCGCUCUGCUCCUGUGUUUGCUGUUGAGACGUCUGGCCACACUGCUGUCUCAGCAGGCUACACUGAUGGCCUCUAAUGAAGCCUUUAAAAAGCAGGCGGAGGGAGCAAAUGAUGCUGCGAAGAAGUACAUGGAGGAAAAUGAGAAACUGCAGGAGAAACUGCGGGAAGUGGGCGUUGAAUUGCCUGAAGUGGGUGGAAAGGCCAAGGGUGGCGUGGAGGAGGAUAAGAAGAAUCUGACAGAAGAGGUCAGGAAACUGAAGGAUGAACUCGACGCAACAAAGAAAGCUCUUCAGAAGUCAGACAGCGAUGUGAAGGCCAUGAAGAAGCAGGCUGGGAACCUCACAGCGGAGUACGACCGUCUGCUGGAGGAACACGGCAGACUGCAGGCCAAAUGCGACUCUCAGCAGGACAAGAAGUCAGACUGAACGAACAUCAUCGUGCACCUGCUCUCUUUCCUGCAUCCUCAUUGGCUGAUAGCAGCUCAGCUGGCUGCGCAUCACUCCUCUGGCUGUGUAAGACCAGGGUUCCGUUCUUCAUUCAUGCGCUUUCACGUGAUUCAUUAAAGCCUCUGCAGGGUUUUCACACACUGUAAUAUGUUUUCUUUCCAUUUUUGCUGUGAACUUCUGGUGUUUCAUUUUUAUUUCAAGUGUUUUGGUUAUAAAAUAUCAGUUUAGAAUUGAAUAUCUGCUGACAUGAGUGUUACAUUUCUUGAUGUGUCAGUUUGUAUGUCAGGUACAUUGAGCCUCAUCAGUGAAUCAAGCAGAGUGAAUUUAUGUUCACCAAAAAAAUGAAAAUUUGCUUUUGAUUUACUCCAUUUUUAACAGAUUUGGAGUACGUUUAAAGUUAAAAAUGUCUAAAUUUGUUUUACAAACACAGCUUUUCGCUUCACAAGAUUUGAACUCAAGUCAUGUUUUUAUCAGCUGUUUGGACUCUCAUUCUGACGGCACCCAUUCACUGCAGAGGAUCCUUUGGAAUUUGUUUAAAAAGCCAUUUACAUAAGCAUGAUUUUACAAACAAUUUACACAAAUUCAUUCAUCUUGGGAUUCAUAAAUGAGUCACAUUGUUUAUAUGGAAGGACCAAGAAAAAAUGUACAGGAUAUUCUAGAUAAGAUGUUUUGAUAUGGUAAUUGUUGGGUUUAAAUAUAUAUUUUUUUUUAAUCAACUACUUCAAUUUUUUGUUUGCCUUAUGGGACAAACCUUCAAUCUUUCAUUAUGAAUAUGGAGAUUUGGUUGCAGUACAGAUGCAUGUGUUGGUUAAUUUUAGAUCUUUGAUUUACAGGGUACACGACACUUUACACCCAAUAAGCACUUCAGAAAGAAAAUCCCUCCAGUUUACGAUCGACGAGCCUCAUUUGUCAUUUUGACUGUUGCACGUCAUGCUAUAGGAAGAUAUUUUUGUGUUUUAUUUUGUCUUGGGUGUGGGAUAGUUCAUAUUUUUUUGGGGGCUAUUGUAGAAGCAGAGUGAAUAAACUGCUUCUUUCCAGUCCUGUCUGGUUUGAGGCCACUGAGUUGGUAUAAUCUGAUAUGAGCCCGGCAGGGCUGUUACAGUGGGUAAGAAUGCCGCUUUGGCAGGAACAGUAAAGCAUCCACAGCUGAUAUUGUGUUUCAAAACACAGCGCACUGUAUCUCUCGUCCUAAAGGUUUUGAAAUGAUAUUAAUGUCACAUUUGAGGGCCAAGCGUUAGUUUUGCAUUUAACACGCAGAUAACGUUCAUUAUCGCUGAAGGUCACCGGGUUGAACUCUGUUCGCUUGCUGUUUUACAGUUUAAGUGCUUCUUUGCUUAUUUUCUGGCAUGUGUAAAUAAAUAUCUUUUGAAAUCAUCGAGCAGUGCGACCUUAAAAAGAAUCAACCGGAAUGACAUCAUAGCCGUGUUAAAAUAGGGAUCUGUGGGAACAACGUUAGCACUGUUUUGGGCUCCCAGGGGAAAGGGCAGCGGGAUCACUGGCGGAGUGUCGGAUAAUUCAUAGUCAAGACCUCCUGGACGGUUACCAAUCACGAGAAUGUGAGGAAUGACAUCUGCUACCAUGACUCUAGUUUACUAUUUCAUGCGCUCAACCAUUGGUUAGAUUAGUGAAACAUUAACCAGAGCACCAGGUCAAUGAAAAUGUCAGUGUAUACCUGAAGAUUAAAAUGGCAGGAGUUCUUGUCAUAUUAUGUAAUUUUCAAAUCCGUAAAUAAGCAAGUGAACUGUAUAGCAGUGUUAAAGGGGCUCGCUCUUUAUAUGCAUUCCCAAAUGUAGCUUCUUCUUUCUUGUAUCAGGUUUUUACUUUGUGUUCUUGCAAAAAAACAAAGACAAAAAAAAAAUGCACUGAUAUGUUGGCAAUGAUGGAAUAAACAAUACUUGGGCGUCAUGAACAUGUUGUGAUUGCAUAUUUGUGUGUAAUACACGGUUCUGAUAGUGCUGUUAUCUGCCUCGAAUGUCUUCAGGAAAGUUUUGUCUUCGAUAACGUCAGUCUGCAUUAUUUCACUAUGAAAUUUGAAUAUUAUGUGUUCUGGUGAUGCGCUUUAGUUGGGAUGUUAAAAAACCAAACCAAUAAAUUCUACUUCAUUUAUCUUGA